AUGCAGCUAACGCAAAAUUAUAUCAUUGUUAAUUUACUACUCUACGAGGAAGUGCAAAUGCUUGUCAAACUGGAGAAGUUAAUAGCACGUCCAGAACCAACGCCAGGAGUUUCAGAAGAAUGGGGCUCUGGCUGGACUGGACCAAACUUUAUUGUGGAAAUCGAAGAGACUGGAUCUGCCUCAGCAACGAACUCAGAUUAUCUCAACAGCAACGAAGAUGUGACCAGCUUAACAACAUUAAACUCCACAGCGGCGGGGAGUGGUCCCAAAAUUGUCGUCCGACCCGAGGAGGUGAUCAUUGUCGGACUCGUGUUAAUGCUUUGGGUUGGUGCCAUUGUUUUGUUCUUUAAUCGUUGGGGUAAAAUUCGAAUGCUGGAGCCGUAUCAACCGAAAUUUCAGCAACAGCAUCGGUCUUCCUGUCCACUGGUAGAUUUGGAUGCAAUACCAACACAUGGUCGGGCAUCUGUAUCUCGCAUGUCAAUGGGCUUAGUGAACAAUAUUAAUAUGCCAACAUGUCAUUUUGCCGCCUACAAUCCAACGAUAUAUUCUAAAGGCUAUGCUGCAGCUUCACGUCCACGACAGAACUCGGUCUUUGUUGGUCCCAGCCCGAAUCAGUUCAUGAUGCCACGGCCGCCACGUAAAACGCGCUCGGCGAUGGAUUUACAUUCGAUGGUACUCGAUGAGGCGGCAGAGCAGGUGUAAAUACUGUAUUUAUGUAAAUUGAAUACAUACAAACUCAUGCACUCAUUAUGUAACUCAAUUUUAUGCGAAAAUGCUUUGAAUUUCGAUAUUUUUACGAAAAUAAUUUUUAAAGCAGUUUCUCAUCUAAAGGAAGGCGGCAAAUUUUGCUCACUAUGUAUGUCUAUAAAAACUAUAAUUAUAACUAACUAAAAUAUAUAAAAUCAAAAAAAAAAAAAAAUAUUUCAAUUUAACUCUACUCUCAUGAAUUGUUUCCUACUAGCACUUGUUACUUUCUACAAGCCACGUCUAUUUACAGCUGUCAUACACUAAUAUGAUGUACAUAUAUACAUAUAUCGUAUGUAUGUUAAAUUAAUUGUAGAUAUUUGUACCCUACUCUUCUCUACUUAAAUAUUUUAUAUAUUUAUAUCUUACUGUAGUUAUAUUUAAAUUUAUAGUUCAUUUGUAUUUCUCAAAACUAAGAUUACGCAAUUAAUCAAUUGAUUAAACGAAUGAUUAAUUGAAAAACUAUUUUUAAGAUUGAUCGUAGAACAAUUAACUAGUGGAAAAAAUUAAUUAACUCCGUUAUUGAUUACAACUUUUAUAAUAACUAAAAAAUUAAUUAAAUUAAAGGCGAAUCAAAUGAUUAAUCAAGUUUGUGAUUAAUAUAAAAUAAGAUUAAAUCAAUUUCUCGAUUUAUAUUUUCUUUCUAAUAAUAACAAAGUCAAUUUGUUUGCUCAGAAUUUAAUUGUUUAUUCAGCCUCUUUAAAACUAACUAUUAAUUGACUUAACACACUACCAAAAUUAAUCAUAAUUCGGCCCAAUUAUGUACGAGAUGUGUCCAAAAAAUAACAAAGUUUUUCUAUUUAUUAACGAAAUAUUUUUUUAUUCAUCAGUUUUGAUGUUUUGCCCUUCUUAAGAAUACUCCCCCAGCACUUUUUCCAAUCCCCAUAGCUCAUCUCAAAUACAAUCUUUGAAAGAACGUUGAUUUCCUUCAGCUGUGUCCUUCCAAUGUCAAUGUAGGGUGUGAUACAUUGUUGGUCUUUAAUGGUUCUUUUUCCUUUUAUAAAUAGACAAAAGUCACCAGCGGACAAGUCUGACUAAUAUGCAGGCUCGAGAAUCGAUAGAAUAUUUUCCCGGAGACAAAUCGCGAGCCAGUAUAGAAGUGAGAGCUAGUAGAGUAGGGACCACACUUUCUUCCCACUAUUGUGGGUAUUUCAUGCGGACAUUGAAUAUAAGAACAGUUUGGCUCCCUGGCAGCAAUUCAUGCUACAAAGUGUGUUUUCAAGAGGAAACAAAAUGUAAAUAUUUUAAUAUUAUGGCCAAUAAAUUAACUUCAUGAUAACUUUAAGAGUUUGCCAUGUUGUUUUAUAAAUUACUUGGGGCAAGUGACCGCCGUGGCUGGCUCAAAUAAAUUCCCAACCGAGCGGUUCAAUUUUAGACCCUAUUUUGCAACAAUUGUGGCAGAAAUAAUGCUCCGAAAAUUCUCUACCAAGGCAUCAAUCGACUCGGGCUUUUCUUCGUACACAAGCGGCUCCACAUAGCUCCACAUAAAGUAGUCUAGCCGUGUUAAAUUAUAUGAAGACCACGUUACAUUCUGCUCCGAUAGAUUGAUUGAGUAGUUGGCUGCACAACAUGUAGCACCAUGGUAAGGGAAUCAAAGAUCAUUUACCGUCUAAACUUGACUUGAGCAUUACCAUCAUUCCAAAUGUAACAAUUGUUUAUUUGCUAGCCGAUUGAACUAAAAGUCAGCUGCAUCGCUAAACAAAGUCUUCUAGCAAAUGGAAAACCAAAAUGAGUAUAAAUCAAGUAACAGCGGUCAACAAGACCAGAUCCGGAAAUAAAAUAUAUAAUAUUUUAUUGAAAACCACAAGUUUGAAAAAAAAAUCCCAUUCAUAAUCUAAACGUACGAAUACACUUGUCAAGUUCUUUUCUAUUUUGCAUAGAAUGCCUCCACUGCGAUGAUUGAACCGUAGUUUCCACACCAUAUCCAUAUAUCCACCGGCCAUUACCUAUUAUAAUACGUUCCAGUAAUCCCUUCUAUAAUUCAUUUACAUUGCUCAGGGGUAAGCAAUUUCCAUAUGCCUCUAUUGUUGUUUUAAAUUCAAUAAUUUUGGAACAAAUUUUACAUCCGCGCAUUUCGUACCCAAAAUAUUGCAAAAAAUGUCAGGAUAAAAUGUAAUCAAUGUCGCAACUUCGUCAGAGUUUUCUCUGAUUUGUCUCUGAGCUUUCGCGAACAAUGGUCUAUCGUUUCUUGUAUGCGAUGUUGAAUUGUUCAAAAUCAUGCUGACCAGUGUAAAAUCAUCUAUUUCAAACCUAUUGACUCCAAUUUUAGAGCAUCGCCAUGAUCAUGAAGGAUACUCGAAGAUCUUAAGAGAUUGAGUUUGAGCUCUGCGUUAAAAAUAAAGUGUUAAUAUUUCACUGCAUCAUGAAAAGAGUUCUAUUAAAAUGGACAAGCUUGAAGACGAGAAAAUUUGCAUGUCCGCGGCUCAGAGUGAACGCCUUAGCAGAUGGUCCAGUACACAGAUUGCCUUUGUCCCGUCGCUGAACUCUAGAUCAAAUUUGUAGGCCAUUAAAGAGAAUACAGAACACAUACAUCUACAGGAAUUUUAUAACGACUAAAGGUCAUAUAAUAAACAUAUUUCCUAUAAAAAGACCUUAUUUUUGACCAAUCUGUGAACUUAGUUUCGAAUAGCUAAGGAAAAAUAUUUGUCCAAUUUGAUAAUUAUGGUGGUUAUAGUUACAUUCGUCUUUCUAUGAAAUUCCGUCAGGUCACAUGGGGUUAAUAAAUAUAUAAUAAUGAAAUAAA
Messenger RNA from Ceratitis capitata (Mediterranean fruit fly), 3487 nucleotides. RefSeq lists its product as uncharacterized. The transcript has 6 exons. NCBI's taxonomy places the organism in Eukaryota, Metazoa, Arthropoda, Insecta, Diptera, Tephritidae. The record is from RefSeq and is a predicted model, not a curated record. The coding region runs from base 1 to 702 and encodes 233 amino acids.